This is a messenger RNA of Lucilia cuprina (Australian sheep blowfly), 985 nucleotides long. RefSeq names its product transmembrane protein 256 homolog. Bases 263 to 781 code for a protein of 172 amino acids. The record is from RefSeq and is a predicted model, not a curated record. The transcript is spliced from 3 exons. NCBI's taxonomy places the organism in Eukaryota, Metazoa, Arthropoda, Insecta, Diptera, Calliphoridae.
UAUUUUCUUUCUCUUACAAACAAAAACAAGUUUUCUAAAAAAAGUUUCCCUGUGUAGACCGGUACUUACAUAGUUGUUUUUUUGCAAACAGAGGCAAAAAUUUAAAGAAAUAUAAAAAAAUAUUUGAAAUUCUACAAAAAAAUUUAAUUAUUAAAUCUAGUACACAAAGAAAUUGGUAAAUUUUUAAAACAUUAGCCAAUAAAAGUUACCGGCUUUUUGUUUUUCUAUUUUCCAAGAAGAAGAAAAACCACAACACAUCAAAAUGUCAGUGACUGACACUUUGCAUUAUUUGGCUUUAGGAAAUCCCGUGAGCAAAACAAUAAUUGGUACAACUGCUUCUAUAUUUUCUAAAGAAAGUUCAAAGACUGCGGCCGGUAAAGCUUCCAAUAUGUCCCAAAAAGUUAUGAAAAAUGUUAUGCCACCGCUGUGGCAAUUGGCUGGACGUAAUUAUAAUUUUGUACGUUUAGCUGGUCUAAGUGGUGCUUCAGCAGUUGUCUUAGGUGCUAUAGGUAGUCACCAUUUGAAUAUCCAGGAUAAACCAGAACUACGUAAUGUUUUCGAGACUGCCAAUCGUUUUCAUUUCUUUCACUCGAUUGCCUUGUUGGGCAUGCCUAUGGCUAAAUAUCCCCUAGUGUCUGGUUCUCUUAUGGUCUUGGGCACUUUAUUCUUCAGUGGUACUCUUUAUUAUCGUGCCUUUACUGGCAAUAAACCUCCAUAUGCCCGUAUGGCUCCCUUGGGUGGCACCUGUUUGAUUCUAGCCUGGCUAAGUUUAUUGAUUUGAUCAGCUGUGUAAAGUAGUUUUUUGUGUUUUACAUGAGAGAUGUAUUUUUUAAAUUAUUUAGAAUUCCAUCAUUUUAAAAUGUUUUAUAAUUAAUUUUUUUAUUAUUUUUUGUUUUUUCUUGUUUCUAUUACUAAAAGUAAUACCAAUAAACAAACGGUUGAAAACUAUUUUUUUGUAUGUUUAAUAAAAAUUUCUUAUAGAUGA